AAUAUUAUUUCAGAAAUAAUGGCACGUACAAAGCAGACAGCCCGUAAAUCAACCGGAGGAAAAGCUCCGAGAAAACAAUUGGCAACAAAAGCCGCCCGUAAGAGCGCACCGUCCACUGGUGGAGUUAAGAAACCUCAUCGUUACCGCCCAGGUACCGUCGCUCUUCGUGAAAUCAGAAGAUACCAGAAGUCUACUGAGUUGUUGAUCAGAAAAUUGCCCUUCCAACGAUUGGUUCGUGAAAUCGCUCAGGAUUUCAAGACCGACUUGCGUUUCCAGAGUGCAGCCAUCGGCGCUCUUCAGGAAGCUUCUGAAGCUUACUUGGUUGGUCUUUUUGAAGACACUAACUUGUGCGCUAUUCACGCCAAGCGUGUCACUAUUAUGCCGAAAGACAUCCAAUUGGCUCGACGAAUCCGUGGUGAACGUGCUUAA
Cotesia congregata is the source of this 429-nucleotide messenger RNA. NCBI's taxonomy places the organism in Eukaryota, Metazoa, Arthropoda, Insecta, Hymenoptera, Braconidae. The record is from the annotation of a GenBank genome assembly.